AUGUCCCCUGUGGUUCUCUCUAGUUCAUCCAGUUCCUCUCGGACCGGACACUAUGGUACAGACUUGGCCGAGGCUUCGUCUGUAUGUUUUUCCCCAAUCGCUCUGCCCCCGGGAGUUCUGGCAAGAGUACGCCGGGACGGGGUCCAUCCUCUAUUAGUAGCCCCAUUCUGCCUGGGCCGAGUAUACCUCUCUAAUCUCUGCGACAGCUCUUCAUGGGAGAUUCCGAUCAGGACAGAUCUACUCUCACAGGCGCAAGGCACGAUAGUUCACCCUCGCCCGGAGUUAUGGAAACUAUGGGUGGAAUGGCUGAAGAACGAAGAGAUUAUCGAUCCAGCAGACGAUCGGAAUUUCUACAUCACUAUCGAUCAUAACCUGAUCAUCAAACAGGCGCGGCUUUCUGACACCGCUAACUACACCUGCGUCGCUAAGAACAUUGUUGCUAAGAGACGAAGCACCACAGCUACAGUGAUUGUCUAUGUGAACGGCGGCUGGUCCACGUGGACGGAGUGGUCCACCUGUAGCAGUCAAUGUGGGCGGGGCCUUCAGAAGAGAACCCGCAGCUGCACCAAUCCCACGCCUCUGAACGGGGGGUCGCCGUGUGACGGACAGGCCAUCCAAAAAAUCGCCUGCACCUCAGUUUGCACAGUUGACGGUGAGUGGGCCGACUGGAGCAGGUGGUCUCCAUGUAACACUGAGUGCACGCAGUGGAGGAAGAGAGAGUGUAACGCUCCUGCGCCUCAAAACGGAGGGAAGGACUGCGACGGAGUCACGCUACAGUCACAGAACUGCACUGAUGGACUCUGCCUACAAAGUUCAGUAUAUCAGCUAUCCGUUCAGCCUAAAGGAACGGGAGAGAAGGGGUUUACAUCUGCGCCGGGUGGAGAUGAGGUGGCGCUGUACGUGGGGAUCGUCAUGGCGGUGGUCCUGUGUCUGAUCGUCUCUUCUGUCGUGGCACUGCUCGUGUACCGCAAAACUCAUCGCCGCUUUCACUCUGACAUCAUCGACUCGUCUGUGCUGAACGGAGGAUUCCAGCCUGUCAGCAUCAAACAAGCACGCUCAGCGGAUUUGCUGGCCGCAACCCCUGAUCUGUCCACCGCGGCGGCGCUGUAUCGCGGUCCAGUAUAUGCCCUUCACGACAUCUCAGACAAAAUCCCCAUGACCAGCUCCCCUCUCCUGGAGCCGCUGCCGCUUCCCAACCUCAAGAUCAAAGUCUAUAACUCCUCUGGCACGGUGACCCCUCAGGAGGACAUGACCUCUGACCUCUCCGCCACCCUGUCCCCCAAAGUCACACACUCUCUUCUGGACAGCGACACGAUGUCCCUGCGCAAUCAAACGCUGGCACGCACACGGGACCCCACGUGUACGGCGUUAGGGUCGUUUAAUUCGCUGGGAGGUCACCUGAUCAUACCCAACUCAGGUGUGAGUCUGUUGGUUCCAGCUGGUGCGAUUCCUCAAGGUCGCGUCUAUGAGAUGUUUGUGACCAUACAAAGGACAGAGAACAUGAGGCCAGCGGUCAGUGACGGGGAGGCCGUGCUCAGCACUGUGGUCAGCUGUGGACCUGUGGGUGCCCUGUUGACCCGUCCCGUCAUCCUCACUCUCCACCACUGCGCACACGCCCACUCUGACGACUGGCAAAUCAUCCUCAAGAGCCACACGCAGCAGGACCAAUGGGAGGACGUGGUCGUGGUUGGAGAGGAGAACUUCACUACUUCCUGUUACGUGCAGCUGGGGGAGGAGGCGUGUCACAUCCUGACCGAGACUCUAGGAUCCUACUGUCUGAUUGGCCAGAGUGUCUGUCCGUCAGCAGCUAAACGAAUCAAACUGGCUGUGUUUGGUCCGGUAGUCACAGCAGGUCUAGACUAUCACAUCAGAGUGUACUGCCUCGACGACACGCAGGACACGCUCAAAGAGGUGCUGCAGAUAGAAAAACAGAUCGGUGGGAAACUGCUGCAUGAACCAAAGUCUCUGAACUUCAGUUACAGCAAUCACAACCUGAGAUUGUCAAUACAUGACAUUCACUCGCAGUGGAAGAGCAAACUACUCACCAAAUACCAGGAGCUGUCUUUCUCUCAGGUGUGGAGUGGAUCGGUGCGUCGGCUGCAUUGCUCCUUUGCUCUGGAGCGUCAGAGCGUGAGUGUGUGUGAGCUGUGCUGUAAGCUGUGUGUCAGACAGGUGGAGGGAGAAGGACAGAUCUUCCAGCUCUACACCACCCUGAGCGAAGAGGACGUCCAGAGCAUCGACACGUCCCUGAUGGACCCAGGCAGCAGUAUCACGGUUCUAACGGGUCAGAGUGCAUUCAGGAUCCCGGUCAGCAUCAGAAGCAAACUGUGCAGCAGCCUGGACGUCCCACACACACGCGGAAAUGACUGGAGAAUACUGGCACACAAACUCAACCUAGACAGGUAUCUGAGCUACUUUGCGACUAAAACGAGUCCCACCGGAGUGAUUCUGGACCUGUGGGAAGCUCAACACUUCCCACACGGAAACCUCAACCAGCUCGCCACUGUCCUGGAGGAGAUGGGUCGUCAUGACAACAGCAUCGCCGCCAUGGCCAGGGAACAGUGACCUCACUUUGGCGGUAAUAACGCUGCUAACGAUGAUGUCCUGCUUAAGUUGUGUUGCCACACGAUCAAAACAACGGCACCGUGUGCAGCAUCUUAUUCAGUUUCAAUGGAAACAUGCGGCAGUGCUGUCACUAUACGUGGAUUCCACCUGUUUGGGGUCAAAGGUGAAGCAGGAACAGGGUCGAGACCCUUCAGGCCUGUACUAGACAACCAAAACACACCCAAACCCUCCUAGUUUGCACGCGCAGGUCCCCACUUUAUCAUCCUUUACUCAUCAUUUUGUGGUGCCAUCUAGUGGUUGCAGAAACAAUUCAUGUAAUAUAAUAUUUUGACACAUGAAUACAGUAUUUAGUGUGAGUACCUUAAAGUGGCCUUUAAAAUCCAGUUACCCUUCAGAUCCGAUUUGAAUUGUAUUAUUUUUGUAAUGCAGGUAUCUGAAGACACACAGUAAAUGUUAUUUUUAUUUGUUGUUGUUGAACAAAAGUGCAUGUGAGCACUUGCCAGGGAUGGGAGAAGAAUAAUAUCGUAAGUUGUUUUGUUUUGGUUUUGAUGUUUGAUCACACUGUAAUGAUGAAGAUCUUUACUGGCCGGACUUCUGCAGCAUCUGAUGAAUUCACUGGCUCUGCAUGAGCUGUUUCUGUCGUGCUUCAGCAGUGUUUCAUCUCAACAUCUGCACAUCUCGCUCUACUAGGUGCUUUAUUUUAAAAAGAGUCAAUUUGCCCCUCACAAAAACUUACCAUAGUGACUAUAGUUUCUGUCAAAAUCUGAUAGAUACUACAGUUAUUGUUACUACUUGCAUACUGUAAUGAAUUAAUAUCAUUCUUCAAAUAUUUUUUUUUAAUGCCAGUGAAGGCUAAUAUCAAGUUUUUGUAGAAAGGUUAACAACCACAGGUUUAAGGUUUCCCUUCGAUUUUUCUACCAAAAUAAAGUUCUAUGGUUUAACGUUUGAAAACGUUUGAAAU
Molecule: messenger RNA, 3526 nt
Organism: Carassius auratus (goldfish)
Lineage: Eukaryota; Metazoa; Chordata; Actinopteri; Cypriniformes; Cyprinidae
Product: netrin receptor UNC5C-like
Exons: 14
Coding region: 1-2565 (854 amino acids)
Biological process (GO): axon guidance; netrin-activated signaling pathway
Cellular component (GO): membrane
Molecular function (GO): netrin receptor activity; protein binding
Source: RefSeq, a predicted model, not a curated record